Molecule: messenger RNA, 387 nt
Organism: Porites lobata
Lineage: Eukaryota; Metazoa; Cnidaria; Anthozoa; Scleractinia; Poritidae
Source: the annotation of a GenBank genome assembly
AUGGACUCUUCCGGAGAGGAGGAGGAGGAGCAUGUAGAUCCUUGGUCACGCAUUCAAAAUGAAGUUUGUAAUCGCCACGAAGCCCAGCUCGAAGCUCUGAUCAACGAGUAUGAACAAAACGGAGACUCGCCUGAAGUGGCCCGCAUUAAAGCUGAAAAUGCUUUGCUUCCAGUAUAUAGAAAGGAAUUGAGAAAAGUGUUCUUAGAGUUUUUACAGUGGAUGCAUGCAAUGAAGAAAGAUCCGACAUUCCGAAAAGUGAUGGAAACCCGCCAAGAUCUCAAAGACACGGAAGGAUAUGACUGGCUGGAAUCGACAGAACUUGCCAUCGAUAAGCGGAAAUUCUUACUCAAUCGAUUGUUUGUCAAACAAACCGUUCCCGAAGACUAA